UCAGAAUGAAAUUUCAUCACCCAAACCGAGAGAGAGAGAGAGAAAACAAUAUAACAUCCAAAUAGUUAAUAUCGACUCUCGAACUUUUUUGUUCUAUCGAUCGAUUCUAACCAGAUCUCCCUAGCACUUUGAACAUUUCCUAUCAUCGUCAUCAUCAUCAUGAAGAUAAUAUCAUCUUCUCACUUAACAACUUUAACUGAGCAUGAAACUUUCCUACUUCAAUUCAGUAGUUAUCAAAUUUAUCUCUUCCCUAGUAACCUUAUUAACAUCAAUAGAUCACCUUUAACUUUACAAUCAUUUACAAUUAACAUCAACAUAAUCAACUGAUUGAACCGGACAAUUUAAUCAUCUGAUAUCGUGAUUAUCAACAAUAGUUUAUUGAAUUGUUGAUUGUAUCAUUAUUUUCACCAGACAACAACAGUUUAAUUCAUUGUUGUUGUUAUUAAAUCUCAUUUUAAACAGUUAAUUCAGUUCAUCUUUUUGUCUUCUCGAUUGAUUUUUUUUGUUUCUUUCUUCAUGUUAGUAAAUUACCUUUGAUUGUAAGCCUGAAUUCACCGAUGGCCUUUGGUUAUAUUGGUCACAUCUUGUGGCGAGAUCGUAAUGAAACCUUUCACCCGGAAGAUCCAGUGGUCAUUGAUUCUGGACUUUCACCCGAAGUUAAGUUCACCUUUAUUGAUGUGAUUCCAGGAGUUUUGAAAAAACCACCGACGGGUUUUCCCGCUAAAAGGGAAUCAAUUGCUUACCAUAGUUUCAGUGCCCUAAUAGGAGCCAGUAAUGAUUGGCUUGCCAAAAAUACUGAUUGGGAAGUAAUUAAUUGUGAAACUGUUUUAUUGUUUUUCAAAUUUGAAGACAAUGGUUGGCAAUUAGCACCUCAAGAUACCUGUUUCCACCUUGAUGGUGAUGCCCACAGCUCAUUAAUGGCCUUAAGGUAAGUUAAUUGUUACAAUUUAAUAUUCAAUUAAGCUUAAUAUCAUAAAAUUUGAAUGCUAAUCAUAGUUGAGCAAUUGAGUUUUUCUUGGUUCCAACUUCAAUUGGAAACAAUUAUUAAACUCUCAUAAUUGUCUUCCUAUUAUAAUUAUACCUUUACGUUGAUUAAAAUGAAGUCCAUCUAAUUACUCUGGUGAUUAGUGAUUUAAAUAUGAUUGAUUUAUGUAGAUGGUAAAAAUUGAUUGUAAUUCUGAUGAUUACAAUCAACAUAUUGUUUUCAUGUAUCAAGUGUCAGUUAGUUGAUUUAUUAUUAUCAUCAGAAUUACUCUGAAUAAUAAUAUUAUAAAUGGAGAGUUAAUUGUAACCAAUUUCAAUUAAUUGUCUUGAUAUUUAAAUUAACGGUAAGUGAAUGGUGAACAUGAUGAUUAGUGAAUUGUUAAUAGUAGUAACAAUCAGUCAACCAUUUCAAGUUAAUUAUGAUAAAAAUACAAUGGAACCAGAAAAUUUCAACAAUUAACCCAAACACAAAUUUAAUAAAAUGAUUAAUUAAAAGUCAAUCAACAAAACCACUUAACUCUAAUGAUUUAAUUUCCUUUACAAUUAAUUUAACCAUAAGAAAAUUUAAUCCAUUCAAUUGAUUAGGAAUAUUUUUUACAAUCACUAACAAAACCACUCAUAUAGUCAAUGUAAUUACAACAAUUAACUUGAGAUAAGCUCAAUUGCUGAACUUGAAAAGAUUUUGAUAAUUAUGAUUAUCCAUCAAUUUAAUUGUUAUUAUCUGAUUAUUUUCAUAAAUGUCAAUGAGAAUCUAUUUUUAUGGCCAAGGAAAAUGUCAAUAUAUGCAAUAUAAAAUGUCAGAACUUGUAGAUUGGGAUAACAUUUAUUAACAAUUGUGACAUAAUUUUAUUGUUCCCUUAUCAUUGAGAUGAAUUAAUUUAUUAUCAUGAAGAUGAUGGUCAAUUCGGGUCAUUUAUUGAAUCGUGACAUUUAUCUUCAUCAUCAUCAUCCAGAACUUUUGCUUUUUUUUCAUGGGAAUAUCUUGGUUCCUUUUAUAUAUCGAUUAUCGUCCAACUCAACGACUCAAACUCUCAAUUCAUGGAAGCAAUAAAUUCAUUCUGAGAAAAGUUAACUCUCCAUGUAACGAUUGUGUUGACAAUUUGAAGUACUAAU
Molecule: messenger RNA, 2097 nt
Organism: Panonychus citri (citrus red mite)
Lineage: Eukaryota; Metazoa; Arthropoda; Arachnida; Trombidiformes; Tetranychidae
Exons: 2
Coding region: 558-932 (124 amino acids)
Source: RefSeq, a predicted model, not a curated record